AAAUGUCUAAUGGGAUUCCUGUGUGAUUUUGGAAAAACCAAAAUGGCGGAAAAGAGGGACUUCGGAGUAGAACAGUCAUCCAAAGAGAUGCGUUUGARGGUUAUGACAUAUGAAAAGACAAACGAACUGUUAGACCUACCAGAAGAAGAAUAUAAACCUCCAAAUUUGCCGUUCAAAGAAGUCCAGUUCGAUCGUAAUACUGAGUUUGGCAGUAAUGAAAUGCGCCAACAGUUUUGUAUCGAUUUUAACAAGUGGACUUUCGUAAACCAUGGCGCGUUUGGUGGCGCCCUUAAACCAGUAUUACAAACCGUCCACCAACUGCAAUUGUAUGCAGAAAGUCAGCCACUACGAUUCAUCGACAGGGARCUGAUACCUAACAUGGUUUUCGUUUUAAGGAGGCUCGCGGGGUUCGUGUCGUGCGAYCCUAGGGACAUUGUUUUGGUAUCCAACGCUACUGAAGCAACUGCCACUGUUUUAAAGUCAUUAAGAUUAGGGUCUGGAGACAGAGUGUACUGCUUGAACACUAGAUAUUAUUCUGUUAGUAAAGUUCUUACUCAAUUGAAAGAUGAAAAAGGAGUUGAUGUCCAGGAAGUUGCAUUGCCCUUCCCAUCGUCAAAAAAGGAAAUAUUAGACCUUAUUACCAAAACACUACAAGCCGACACCAAGCUUGCCAUAUUUGAUCAUAUACCUAGUGUACAUCCCAUAAUAAUGCCCGUUGAUGAAAUCAUCAAAAUAUGUCAUAGUAGAGGAGUUGACGUCUUGAUUGAUGGAGCGCAUGCCUUGGGUGCUGUYUCUGUGGACUUAUCACAAUUAAAGCCAGACUACUAUGUUACUAACUGUCACAAAUGGUUGUGCAAUGCGAAGGUACCUGCAGCACUUGUUACGCUCGACUUCUGGUUAGCGCUUGGGCCAAGUAACAUCCGUGCGUACAUCACGGAGCUUGCGCACAAUGCAGGUACAAUGCUAGCUGACAGAUGGGAAACUGAUACAUUGUUCCCAAUCUCCAUGUACGGUCCAAUGGUACUAAUCCGCCUACCCGACAGGCUUUGGAAUCAUUCUGGUACCACCAUUGCAACGAAACCUAUUGCUGACCAUAUACAGGACUUGCUACACUACGAUUAUGGGAUAGAAGUUCCAGUUAAGCCAAUCAAMGGCCGUCUCUAUGUACGCAUUAGUGCGCAUGUGUACAAUCACAUGAGGGACUAUCACGUGCUUGCUGACGCUGUAUGUCUAUUGGUUGAGAAAGUAGACAUUGGCAAUGAUACAAGUUAGGAAACAGAAGAAGAAAAAAGAGUGGAUCGCGCUUUCUCCUUUGGCGCUGUAGGGAAGCACUGAACUCUUUUGGAGUCUUCCUCAAAUUCCCAUGAAAGUUUCUGCAAAUGACUUUMAAUUAAACAUAAACACAUGUUCCGGUAAAAUCUACAGUUGCAAAGCAAGAAU
Messenger RNA from Exaiptasia diaphana, 1440 nucleotides. RefSeq names its product L-cysteine desulfhydrase. The transcript is spliced from 3 exons. Bases 10 to 1272 code for a protein of 420 amino acids. The record is from RefSeq and is a predicted model, not a curated record. NCBI's taxonomy places the organism in Eukaryota, Metazoa, Cnidaria, Anthozoa, Actiniaria, Aiptasiidae.